Molecule: messenger RNA, 1870 nt
Organism: Hevea brasiliensis (rubber tree)
Lineage: Eukaryota; Viridiplantae; Streptophyta; Magnoliopsida; Malpighiales; Euphorbiaceae
Product: ADP-ribosylation factor GTPase-activating protein AGD5
Exons: 11
Coding region: 370-1728 (452 amino acids)
Molecular function (GO): GTPase activator activity
Source: RefSeq, a predicted model, not a curated record
CAACAAAGUAAAAGGGCCGUCAAAGGGCACUCACGCCUGACGCGCCCCGAAACAAAAGAAAUGCGUAGAAAGUGACACCACCAGGAUGUACCAUCAACGCGCGUGUGUUUACACGCUGCUCUUCAAUCAAAGGCAUACUCCAGAGAAUAUAAGAAAGUCAAGCAAAAGCAAAAGCGAAGAGGAAGAUACCCACUUUGCCAUUUCUUCUCCUUCUUCUUCUACUUAUCAGCUUCCUUUAUCUGAAUGUUCUCUUUGGUCCUGAGGUGACAGAUAAAGAAAGAGGAGAAGGGUAUUUGAAGAAACUUUUAAUAAAUCUUUUUCUUUCUUUUUUGUGGAAAGAAGAGAUAGAUAAUAGAGAUUCUGCCAAACAUGAACGAGAAGGCCAACGUUUCUAAAGAACUUAAUGCUAAGCACAGAAAGAUCUUGGAAGGUCUCCUUAAAUUACCAGAGAAUAGGGAGUGUGCAGACUGCAAAAGCAAAGCUCCACGAUGGGCUAGUGUGAAUCUGGGAAUCUUCAUUUGCAUGCAAUGCUCAGGGAUACAUAGAAGUCUUGGAGUACACAUAUCAAAGGUAAGAUCUGCCACUUUAGACACAUGGCUUCCAGAGCAAAUUGCAUUUAUCCAAUCUAUGGGGAAUGAGAAAUCAAAUUGCUACUGGGAAGCUGAGUUGCCCCCUAAUUAUGAUAGAGUUGGAAUGGAGAAUUUCAUUCGUGCAAAGUAUGAAGAAAAGAGAUGGGUUCCUAGGGAUGGUAAGGUAAAAUCACCUUCAAAGGUGAGUGGGGAGAAAGGUUCAAUUUUUAGAUCAGGACCAGAGACUACUGGGAAUAAGCAAAUGAAGAAUAUUAACCAUGCUUCUGAGGAGAGGAAAAUUAUUCCUCCACCUAAUACAAAUGACAAUAGACCUUCUAGAAGUUGCACUCCAGCAUCUGUUAAUGCGCCUGAACAGGUCACUCUUGAUACAAAACCACAACAACCUGUACAAAAUUCAGAACAAGCAGCAGUCUCAAAAGCUCAGUUGUUAAAGAAGGAAGACAAAAAAACACCAGUUGCAACUCCAGUAAAAGUGGAUUAUGCAACUGAACUUUUUAACUUGCUUUGCAUGGAUGAUUCUGGUGGAAACUGCUCCAAGACUCCCACUGAUUGUUUCCAAUCUGCCAAGGUAGAAUCAACAUCAAGGAGAAGUGAUUUGUCAAAUAUAUCUGAAAGCAAGAAGCAGUUUGCAUCAAAUUUAGAGCAGCCUCAAAAUUAUGCAAAUAAUGAUAUCAUGAAUCUCUUUGACAAGUCCAGUAUGGUUUCUCCUCUUCCUGCCCAUCAGCAACAGCUUUCUACAUUGUCCCAACAACAUCAGGUCCUCACGGCAGCUGCAGUGAAGUCUGGUGGUAUAUCCCAAACCUUUCCUGUCAAUGUGCAUAAAUUCAGUCCCAACGGUAUUCAUUUAUGCAGUCAGAAUUGGGGAAGCACCAGCCAUCAAUUUCCUGGAAUGAUAAUGCCAACCAAUAAUCUACCAAAGUAUAUUCAGAUUGGAAGCAACCAGCACAUGUAUCCAGCAGGGAACUCAGUUAAUUUUCCAGUAUCAAGCAUGCAUAGCUCAGGACCAGUAGCUGCUAUUAAUGGUGCAACAAAUAUCAGAUCAAAUAUGCCUCCUCCAGCAUUCCCAGCCAUGCCAACUCAACCUCCAGGAUACUAUGAUUUCUCCUCAUUAACACAAGGGAUGUUUACAAAACGAUGACCAGUUGCCUUAUCCCAUUAUAAAGAUUAGUUAAAUCACAAGAAAAUUUGGUUUAUAUUGCUUCUGGGGUUGCUGCUUUUGUUUCAUUCAUUUGUAUUGAUAUCAUUAUUUGAUAUAAUAAAGUUGUUUCCACAUUAAUUUA